Molecule: messenger RNA, 1240 nt
Organism: Chlamydomonas reinhardtii
Lineage: Eukaryota; Viridiplantae; Chlorophyta; Chlorophyceae; Chlamydomonadales; Chlamydomonadaceae
Exons: 5
Coding region: 173-676 (167 amino acids)
Source: RefSeq, a predicted model, not a curated record
CAGGUCGUGCACCUGCAGCACCCUCACAUACACCUUGUGCCCGUUGCAAAACCGCUCCUGGACGCGGCGGCGGCGGCCGGGUCUGCGCCUGCGCCGGUGCAACAGUACGGGCUGUGGCACCUACUCCGUUUCUACCGGCAGUGGGGCCAGCGGCGGUGGCGCCUGACUGUCCAUGUGCGGACGCAGAAGGUGCUGGAGCACACGGCGCAGCAGCUGGUUGAGGCGGGGCCCAAACCGGGCACUGCUCCGCCUGCUGGUGGACAAGUACGCGCACCUGGUGGUGUACGUGGACGAGUUCUACACAUCGCAGGUGUGUGCGAAGUGCGGGCGGCGCUUGCUCGGCGACGGGCAGCGCUGCCUGCAGGCGGUCGUACCAUGGGGGGGCUCACGUGCUCACCAAGUCCAAGUGUGCAACCACUGCGGGACGGUGUGGGGACGUGACGUCAACUCCGCAACCAACAUCCGGCACGCGCUGGUGGAGAUGCUGCUGGGGCACAAGCGACCUGCAUCGCUGCAGACUGGCGGCGGCGGCGGCGGUGGCAGCGGUGGCGGCGGCGGCGGCGGCAGCAGCAGCAGGGGCGCGUGCGCGCAUCUUGGUAGCGGAGGGGGCGGGAAAGGCCACGUGGAGGAGGAGAGCGCAGCGCCGCCCAAGAAGCGGCGCAAGCGCGCAGGCUGAGGAGCCGGCUGGCGGUGUCUAGGUAGCGGUCCGCGGUGGAGCUGGCAGGGCUUGCGUAGCGGCAUGACAAGUAGUGCGGCUGUUGACAACUGUGCUGCGUCUGGCUGUGGUUGGCUCUGCUGUGGCAUCGCGAUUGCUAGAUAGGCACCUGGUUUGGCUAUGUGCCUGUGGAAACCGACCCCGGCUAUGUCCGGGCGAUGAGGUUGUUCGGCCUCAGACUGUGGAAGGGCUCAGCCCCUUUUCCCGUGACCGGGGAACACUUGUCACUGAGUGAAGUUCGGGCCCCAGCGCGCACUGUAUGGAUCGGUCGCGCCCCACUGCCACAGGAGGAGGCACCUCCCCUGACUGCCACGUCCCCGCGUGCGUCUUGAAGUGGGUUAAUGGGGUUUGGGGUUGCGAAGUCCAGCGUCUCCAUAAGUCCAUUGUCGCCAAUGCGCUGGCAGAACGGAAAGUCAUCAAAGUAGUAGUCAUCCGAAGAUUGGACGGGCAGCUGCAGUCGCUCGGUCGGUCGCUGCUCGGUCGGUGCUGGAACGGAAAUGCGCGUUACUGUAACAGCUAACGUCC